This is a messenger RNA of Cebus imitator (Panamanian white-faced capuchin), 3123 nucleotides long. RefSeq names its product HHIP like 2 (gene HHIPL2). The coding region runs from base 621 to 2786 and encodes 721 amino acids. The transcript has 9 exons. The record is from RefSeq and is a predicted model, not a curated record. Lineage: Eukaryota; Metazoa; Chordata; Mammalia; Primates; Cebidae.
UUGGUCCUUACUGUGGAUGCAAGAUUAAUGAAAUGCCCUCUCUUCCUACCAUUCCAAAUACAUACCUUGCCAGAUCCGAGGAGCUAUGCAGCACACCCUGCCUCCUGCCAUGGUCCCUCCAUGUCCCCCACCCCCUUGGUGCCCUUCAGCACUGUAGGAAUGCUUGAAGCUUUCCUUCCACAGAGUGUGAAGUCUGGGAUGACAUAAUCCGUGGUGUUCUCAUGAUGACUCUGGGAAGAAACAGUAAAAAAGUGUAAAUUUCCGGGCCUCCCCACACACAGCAGGAAUUCUCUGCAGUUUUAAGGAAUCCAAGCACCUCUGCCAUUGACACCAUUGCACUUUUGGCUAAGUAAACAUGUGACCCCAUAACACUAGCAGCCUAGAGUGGGGCUUCGUGUUUAGAUGGGUUGAGGAAGGCGGAAGGGACACUUCUCACUGUUUUCAAAGGGAGCCCACAGAAGGGACACUGCUCAGAAACCACCUCAGCAGGGAGAGGAGGGGAAGAGGAGGAAGGAAGGGAAAACGGGGUGGAGUAGGGGGAGGAAGAGAGGGAGGAUCUUGGGCAGAGCGGGGAAGCCAACCUGAGCAAACACAGCAGCCCGAGUGUUCCCAAGGCCAAAAUGCUGAGAAUGUCCACUCCUAGUGUGCGUGGUGGUCCGCGUUGCUGGGCCCCCUGGCUCUCUUCUGGCAUUCUCUGCCUCUGCCUCACAUUCUUGUUGGGCCAGGUGGGCUUGCUGCAGGGACACCCCCAGUGCCUGGAUUAUGGGCCCCCUUUCCGGCCCCUUCUGCACCUUGAGUUUUGCUCUGACUAUGAGUCCUUCGGCUGCUGUGACCAGCACAAGGACCGCCGCAUCGCUGCCCGGUAUUGGGACAUCAUGGAAUACUUUGAUCUGAAGAGACAUAAGCUGUGUGGAGAUUACAUUAAAGACAUCCUUUGCCAGGAGUGCUCGCCCUACGCGGCCCACCUCUACGACGCCGAGAACCCUCAGACGCCCCUCCGGAACCUCCCCGGCCUCUGCUCUGAUUACUGCUCCGCCUUCCAUUCCAACUGCCACUCCGCCAUCUCCCUGCUGACCAGCGACCGCGGCCUCCAGGAGUCGCCCGGGACUGAUGGCGCCCGCUUCUGCCACCGCCUGGACCUUCCUGACAAGGACUACUGCUUCCCCAACGUGCUGAGGAACGACUAUCUCAACCGCAACCUGGGCGUGGUGGCCCAGGACCCCCGGGGCUGCCUGCAGCUCUGCCUGAGCGAGGUGGCCAACGGGCUCAGGAACCCCGUCGCCAUGGUCCAUGCUGGGGACGGCACCCAUCGCUCCUUCGUUGCCGAGCAGGUGGGAGUGGUGUGGGUCUAUCUCCCCGAUGGCAGUCGCCUGGAGCAACCCUUUCUGGACCUCAAGAACAUCGUGUUGACCACCCCGUGGAUCGGGGAUGAGAGGGGCUUCUUGGGGUUGGCUUUUCACCCCAAAUUCCGCCGCAACCGCAAGUUCUACAUUUAUUAUUCGUGCCUGGACAAGAAGAAGGUAGAAAAGAUCCGGAUUAGUGAGAUGAAGGUUUCCCGGGCCGAUCCCAACAAAGCUGACCUGAAAUCAGAGAGGGUCAUCUUGGAGAUUGAAGAACCAGCCUCAAACCAUAAUGGUGGACAACUUCUUUUUGGCCUGGAUGGCUAUAUGUACAUAUUCACUGGGGACGGGGGACAGGCUGGUGAUCCCUUUGGCAUGUUUGGAAAUGCUCAGAACAAAAGUUCCCUGCUGGGAAAAGUUUUAAGGAUCGAUGUGAACAGGGCGGGCUCAGAUGGUAUGCGGUACCGAGUCCCCUUGGACAAUCCGUUUGUUUCUGAGCCAGGGGCCCACCCCGCCAUCUAUGCCUAUGGGAUCAGGAACAUGUGGCGCUGUGCUGUAGACCGAGGGGACCCCGUCACGCGCCAGGGCCGAGGCCGGAUAUUCUGCGGGGAUGUGGGCCAGAACAGGUUUGAAGAGGUUGACCUCAUUGUGAAAGGCGGAAACUAUGGCUGGAGAGCAAAGGAAGGAUUUGCGUGUUACGACAAAAAACUUUGUCACAAUGCCUCUUUGGAUGAUGUUCUGCCAAUCUAUGCUUAUGGCCACGCAGUGGGGAAGUCAGUCACUGGAGGUUAUGUCUAUCGGGGUUGUGAAUCCCCAAACCUCAAUGGCCUGUACAUCUUUGGAGACUUCAUGAGUGGUCGACUUAUGGCUUUGCAGGAAGAUAGAAAAACCAGGAAAUGGAAGAAGCAGGAUCUUUGCCUGGGCAGUACCACGUCCUGUGCCUUCCCAGGGCUGAUCAGGACCCAUAGCAAGUUCAUCAUCUCCUUUGCUGAAGAUGAAGCAGGGGAGCUGUAUUUCCUGGCGACCUCUUACCCAAGUGCCUAUGCGCCACAUGGAUCUAUUUACAAAUUUGUUGACCCCUCAAGGCGAGCACCCCCAGGCAAGUGCAAAUACAAGCCAGUGCCGGUGACAACCAAGAGUAAGCGGAUCCCAUUCAGACCACUCGCCAAGACAGUUUUGGAUUUGCUAAAGGAGCAAUCAGAGAAAGCUGCUAGAAAAUCUUCCAGUGCAGCCUUAGUUUCCAGCUCAUCCCAGGGUUUGUCUGAGAAAGGCUCUUCUAAGAAGCUGGCUUCUCGGGCAAGCGGCAAGGAAACAUUUCGAGGGCUGGGUACAAAGAAGAAAGCCAGAGUGGGCCCCCAGGGCAAGAGGAGGAAGAGCCUGAAAAGCCACGGUGGCAGGAUGAGGCCAUCAGCAGAGCAGAGGCGAGCUGGCAGAAGUCUUCCUUGACCUGUUGGUUAAGGUGGCCAACAGGGUGACUUGAGAGAGGAGAGCCACCUCAUCAAAUGAAAGUCACUGCUGAGGAAACACCUUAGAAGUCUGGAAAGCCAGGGUGGAGGUGGGGCAGGGUGGUUUUCCUGUCCUUGGGAAAUCUUGCUGUCUACUGAGUGAACACAUGCACCUUCUCUGUAUGCAGUGCUUCUAUAGGAGACCGUAUCCCAGAUCGCCGGUGGGCCUGGGUUAUUGUGUGUACUAGUCCAUAAGCCUGCUUGGAAUCACACUGGAUAUCUCCAUUUUGUCUUAUGAAUGCCUGAAAUCUGAGAUAAUAAAUCAACAUUUGCUCAAA